Molecule: messenger RNA, 900 nt
Organism: Gavia stellata (red-throated loon)
Lineage: Eukaryota; Metazoa; Chordata; Aves; Gaviiformes; Gaviidae
Gene: HOXA11
Product: homeobox A11
Exons: 2
Coding region: 1-900 (299 amino acids)
Biological process (GO): regulation of transcription by RNA polymerase II; anatomical structure development
Cellular component (GO): nucleus
Molecular function (GO): RNA polymerase II cis-regulatory region sequence-specific DNA binding; DNA-binding transcription factor activity, RNA polymerase II-specific
Source: RefSeq, a predicted model, not a curated record
AUGAUGGAUUUUGAUGAGCGUGUUCCUUGUUCCUCUAACAUGUAUUUGCCAAGUUGUACUUACUACGUCUCGGGUCCUGAUUUUUCCAGCCUCCCUUCUUUUUUGCCCCAGACCCCGUCUUCUCGCCCUAUGACAUACUCCUACUCCUCCAACCUACCCCAGGUCCAACCUGUGAGAGAAGUUACCUUCAGGGAAUAUGCCAUUGAUCCCUCCAGUAAAUGGCACCCCAGGAACAAUCUGCCCCACUGCUACUCCGCAGAGGAGAUCAUGCACAGAGACUGCUUGCCUGCCACCAACACUGCUAGCAUGGGCGAGAUGUUCGGCAAAAACACAGCUAACGUCUACCACCCCAGCACCAACGUCUCCUCCAAUUUCUAUAGCACGGUGGGCAGGAACGGGGUCCUACCCCAGGCUUUCGACCAGUUUUUCGAGACGGCUUAUGGCACGGCGGAAAACCUGGCCUCGGCGGACUACCCGGUAGACAAGAGUGGCGAGAAGGCGCCCGCGGCCGCCGGGGCGGCGGCGGCAACUUCAAGUUCGGAGGGCGGCUGCGGCAGGGCGGCGGCGGCGGCGGCGGCGGCGGAGAAGGAGAGGCGGAGGCGGCCGGAGAGCAGCAGCAGCCCCGAGUCAUCUUCCGGCAACAAUGAGGAGAAAUCCGGCAGCUCCAGUGGACAACGUACCCGUAAAAAGAGAUGCCCAUACACCAAAUACCAGAUUAGAGAGUUAGAAAGGGAAUUCUUCUUCAGUGUCUACAUAAACAAAGAGAAACGCCUCCAGCUCUCCCGAAUGCUCAAUCUGACCGACCGCCAAGUGAAAAUAUGGUUUCAGAACAGAAGAAUGAAAGAAAAAAAAAUUAACAGGGACCGAUUACAAUAUUACUCAGCUAAUCCACUACUUUAA